Molecule: messenger RNA, 1768 nt
Organism: Stylophora pistillata
Lineage: Eukaryota; Metazoa; Cnidaria; Anthozoa; Scleractinia; Pocilloporidae
Source: RefSeq, a predicted model, not a curated record
UUGACUUAUGUUAGAAUGUCCGUAGAUCGCGAUAUCGCCAUGGCGAAAAUAAUCGACGGUCAUUACGACAACCUACGACAGCUACUACGAGAAAUCGAGUUUAUUACGAGUUCUGAUGUGGACUCGGAGGAUGGGCGAAGACGGUCCAGCGAAGAUCAGGUGAAAAAGUCGCAGAUUGUAUGUCCCGAAGUUUAUAAAGGAUCAACUUAUGGUUAUCCGUUUUACAGAAAAGGGUUUCAAACUGAAGAAUGCUCUGUCAAACGAGACAUAAAUGAACUUGUGACAUUAAUUUUUGAUGAAGUUGUUUUAACGACAGAAACUGGUGACCAAAUGGGGGAUUUUACCCAUACAGGUCGUAUGAAUAGGUUUUUUACAUUUCUUGAAAGCGUGUACCGUUUACAUCAAGGAAUCCGUGCUCAUUUUAUUCUAGGAAGAAGUUGGAAUCAACAUGAAAUCGACACGCUUAGGGGCAACCUGACCUUUGAUUUACGCACCAAAAUUUCCAUCCAGUCUCUCAGAAACUACGCGUUCAGCAAAGGAGAACUACUUCAACACAUUAUAGAUGACAUAAAAACUCAAUAUAUCUUGAUUGCACCCAGUUUAACACGCUUUACAAACGAUAUUAAUCUUGAAAGACUUCUAAGAGUUCUCUCGACUCAUGAAAAUACGCUCUUUGCGGGUGGCAGUGUGAGAAACCGUACGGGUCACUGGUCACACGGCUGCCUUCAAACGCAGCUCAAAAAUUACACUUUGACUUACAAAUCCGGUUAUUAUCGUUCAUUUAGUGAAUGUUUGGUUUGCGAUUUCAUUUCUGGUCCAUUUAUGGCGAAAACAUCCGUGUUGAAGGAAUUUGGAUUUCAAUCACGCGGGGAUGGUGGUAUUUUCCAAGAACUAUUCUUGAGAGUAAAAGAUCGAUUUUUCAACUCACAUCUAGGACUUGGUCACUCAAGGACCUCGGUCGUCAGUUGCCCGGAUGUCAUGUUCCACUGGCAGCCUUUUCCGGUGCUGGACAAAGACCUCGUAAAUUUUGCAAAGAAACACAGCAUUAAAAAGAUAGUAGAAGCCGAUGGCAAAGUUCGAUGGUUUGGUUGUAGAAGGGCUGUAAAGCAUCGUGAAGGAGAAAAAUGUCCCUCGAGGUCAGGAUUUGUCGUUCCACCAUGUUGUUUGGAGAAUUUAGCUGAUGCAAUAAAAUUUGUGAUGGAGCAGUGCGAAAGAAAUAAUAUAACUUGCGAGCUGCAAGAAGGAACAUUGCUAGGCGCUGUUAAAUUCAACAAGGUGUUGCCUUGGGAAAGAGAUGCUGACAUUGCUUUCCUUACCGCAGAUUUUCCAAGAAUAGUUAAGAUAAAAGACGCGUUUACCAGGCAGAGAUAUGUGGUCCGUGAAAUAAAGAAACCAUGGUGCUGUGUAGAAGGAUUUCAAGCUGGUGGAAAGAUUGAGCUACUAGCUGAUGGAUGGUCCAUUCAGAUGUAUGGUCAGCAUAGGAUGAACCCAAGAGAGCUCCUCGCCAAUGAGCACCUCCCGACGAAGGUCCUUUUUAGCGGAAACUGGUUAAGCGCUCCUUGCAAUCCGGGGCUUUAUGUAAGACAUCGCUACGGUCAGGAGGUUUAUAGACACGCCGAGCACUGGCUAUCGACUGGAAAACAGUCCGGUUGGGACGCAUACGAAACUAAAGUGUUUAGUUCAUGUCCCGUGAAAGGAUUCCACGGGUGCCUAGACCAGUAUGAGUCUGACGGAUCCAUACAGUUCGAUAAUUAGUAAUAAAUCUACC